CUUGUCCAUGUAGGGAAUCCGGGUUCUGUUGGUGAGAAACGGUUCUGAGAAUGAGAAACUGAGCAGUCCAGUGGUCACCGGGCUUCGUCAAUUACUCUCUCCGUGACCUUGGGCAAGAUGCUUAACCUCUCAGCCUCGCCUUCCUCAUUCACAACACUGAGAUAUAACAUAACUCCUUCGGAGGGUGACUGGGAGGGCUGAACCGGUGACUGUGAGAAAAGCGGCUGGUGGCACCCCGUGCACUCCGCGUAAAGGGGCGCCGAUGACCACCUCGGGGAAGAGUUGGACAGAGCACCCGACGGCGGUUGAUUCAGCUGGGCGGGUGGGUGCCAGGUGCCACUGGCCAUUGUCCAGACAGGUGUGUGCAAGCCAAAGAAGCAUGAGGACCCUGGAAGACUCCUCAGGGACAGUCCUGCACCGCCUCAUCCAGGAGCAGCUGCGCUACGGCAACCUGACGGAGACGCGUACUCUGCUGGCCAUCCAGCAGCAGGCCCUGCGUGGUGGGGCCGGAGCUGGGGGCACAGGGAGCCCCCAGGCCUCCCUGGAGAUCUUGGCACCCGAGGACAGUCAGGUGCUGCAGCAGGCCACAAGGCAGGAGCCCCAGGGCCAGGAGCACCAGGGCGGUGAGACACACCUGGCAGAGAACACCCUCUACCGGCUGUGCCCCCAGCCCAACAAGGGCGAGGAGCUGCCCACCUAUGAGGAGGCCAAAGCCCAUUCACAGUACUAUGCGGCCCAGCAGGCAGGGCCCCGGCCUCAUGGUGGGGAUCGGGAUCCUCGUGGAGCCCCGGGAGGCAGUCGGCGGCAGGAUGAGGCCCUGCGAGAGCUGAGGCAUGGGCACGUGCGCUCCCUGAGUGAACGGCUUCUGCAGCUGUCCCUGGAGAGGAACGGCGCCCGAGUCCCCAGCCACAUGAGCUCCUCCCACAGCUUCCCACAGCUGGCCCGCAGCCAGCAGGGCCCCCUACCCCGGGGACCCCCUGCUGAGGGCCCAGAGCCCCGUGGACCCCCACCUCAGUACCCACAUGUUGUACUAGCUCAUGAGACCACCACUGCUGUCGCUGACCCACGGUACCGCACCCGCAGCAGCCCACACUUCCAGCAUGCUGAAGUCAGGAUCCUGCAGGCCCAGGUGCCUCCUGUGUUUCUCCAGCAGCAGCAGCAGUACCAGUACCUGCAGCAGCCCCAGGAGCAUCCCCCGCCACCACACCCAGCCACUCUCAGCCAUGGCCCCCUGGGCUCUCUCAGUCCACCUGGGGUGGAGGGGCCAGCAAGUGCCCAGGCCUCCUCAGGUAGUGCCCACCUGGCCCAGAUGGAGACUGUGCUGAGGGAGAAUGCCAGGCUGCAGAGAGACAACGAGAGGCUGCACAGGGAGCUGGAGAGCUCAGCGGAGAAGGCUGGCCGCAUUGAGAAGCUGGAAGGUGAGAUCCAGCGGCUCUCUGAGGCCCACGAGAGCCUGACAAGAGCCUCUUCCAAGCGGGAGGCCCUGGAGAAGACCAUGCGGAACAAGAUGGACAGUGAGAUGAGGAGGCUGCAGGACUUCAACCGGGAUCUUAGAGAGAGAUUGGAAUCUGCAAACCGCCGACUGGCAAGCAAGACACAGGAGGCUCAGACGGGCAGUCAGGACAUGGUGGCCAAGCUGCUUGCUCAGAGCUACGAGCAGCAGCAAGAGCAGGAGAAGCUGGAGCGGGAGAUGGCUCUGCUGCGCGGUGCCAUCGAGGACCAGAGGCGGCGCGCCGAGCUGCUGGAGCAGGCCCUGGGCAACGCUCAGGGCCGGGCAGCACGAGCCGAGGAGGAGCUGCGCAAGAAGCAGGCGUACGUGGAGAAGGUGGAGCGGCUGCAGCAGGCACUCGGGCAGCUGCAGGCCGCCUGCGAGAAGCGGGAGCAGCUGGAGCUGCGUCUGCGGACGCGCCUGGAGCAGGAACUCAAGGCCCUGCGUGCACAGCAGAGACAGGCAGGCACCCCUAGUGGUGGGAGUGGCAGUGGUGGGUCCCCAGAGCUUAGUGCUCUGCGGCUGUCGGAGCAACUGCGCGAGAAGGAGGAGCAGAUCCUGGCACUGGAGGCUGACAUGACCAAGUGGGAACAGAAGUAUCUGGAGGAACGUGCCAUGAGGCAGUUUGCCAUGGACGCGGCCGCUACAGCUGCCGCACAGCGCGACACCACCCUCAUCCGACACUCCCCUCAGCCCUCGCCCAGCAGCAGCUUCAACGAGGGCCUGCUCACCGGCGGCCACAGGCAUCAGGAGAUGGAAAGCAGGUUAAAGGUGCUCCAUGCCCAGAUCCUGGAGAAGGAUGCAGUGAUCAAGGUCCUUCAGCAACGCUCCAGGAAAGACCCUGGCAAGGCCACCCAGGGCUCCCUGCGGCCUGCCAAGUCGGUGCCAUCUAUCUUUGCGGCUGCAGCAGCAGGGACCCAGGGCUGGCAAGGGUUCUCAUCUAGUGAGCGGCAAGUGGAUGCCCCUGCCAGACUAGCAACAGACAGGGCACCCUCGGAGGAGCUGGUGGCUACAGCUCCCCUCCCUGCCCAUGCCAAACACGGGAGCAGAGAUGGGAGCACACAGACUGAUGGCCUAGCAGAUGGUGCCUCUGCCUGCCUGGCCUCAGAGCCCGGCAGCCUGCUGGGGUUCAGCAGUGGCCAGAGGGCAGCCUCUCUGGACUCGGUAGCUACGUCCAGAGUCCAGGACUUGUCGGACAUGGUGGAGAUACUGAUCUGAAAGAGCUGGGGCCUUGGGGACUCAGAACCUUUUCCUCCCCUCCUUUGUCCUUUACCACUUGGCCAUUCCAGCAGCCCCCUUCAACUGCUGCCGCCCCACUUACCCCAGCCAGACACUUGUUCCCGCUGACAGUCUGGUCCUGGGAGCUCGGGAAGGAGUGCUACGGGGCUGAGGGGAGCUGUGAGAGCCCCAGCGCCCCGGAAGACUCUGCCUCUUAGCCCACAUCCCUCCCGGGCCUGUGGAGCAUGAGGAUUCAGCCUUCACCUGCUGCCUGAGGCUUGCUGCUGGGGUAGCAACUGAAAGCUCAGAAAGGAGCUGAGCCCCUUGUGCCCACCAGUCGGCACUCAGGCAGGGAGGGAGGGGAUAUGUUGGUCUGGGAGCUGAUCUCCAAGGGCUGCCCAUGGACACCAGGUGGGCUGGUUCAGUAUCAAGUCAGCCAUGCUGUUCUCUGGCUAAGUGUGGUCCCAGCCAAGCUCAUCGGCUCAUGAGUUCCUCACUGCCUCUUUGGAUCACUAAGACUUGAAUCUCUGGGGACUGUUGAAGGUGUUGGUCUUGCAGAAGCCACAGCCUCAGCUCCUCCCUUGCAGUGGGUUAGGGGCCAUUUACGU
Messenger RNA from Galeopterus variegatus (Sunda flying lemur), 3315 nucleotides. RefSeq names its product angiomotin like 2 (gene AMOTL2). The record is from RefSeq and is a predicted model, not a curated record. The transcript is spliced from 10 exons. The coding region runs from base 263 to 2707 and encodes 814 amino acids. Gene Ontology annotation, biological process: angiogenesis; hippo signaling; regulation of cell migration. NCBI's taxonomy places the organism in Eukaryota, Metazoa, Chordata, Mammalia, Dermoptera, Cynocephalidae. Gene Ontology annotation, cellular component: cytoplasmic vesicle; bicellular tight junction; plasma membrane.